This is a messenger RNA of Astrephomene gubernaculifera, 4046 nucleotides long. The record is from the annotation of a GenBank genome assembly. NCBI's taxonomy places the organism in Eukaryota, Viridiplantae, Chlorophyta, Chlorophyceae, Chlamydomonadales, Astrephomenaceae.
GGCUCCUCCGACAGGGGAUGUGGUAGCAGCGGCAGGGGCAGAGGCGGCUGUAGCGCAGGCACGAGGUCAGGAUGGGGAUCCAGGCACCGGCGGUCUUGACUGCGCUGCGGAAAAGCGGCAAGUACGGGAGCUGCAGCCGCCUGCGUCGCAACCACAGCCUUUGCAGCAAGCGGUGCAAAACACACGGGUGCAGCAGCAGGAGUGCAUGCUAAGUCGCGACCACCAUCCGCAAGGAGAGGAGGACCAGCAUCAGCAUCAGCAGCGGCGGCACCCAGCUGGUAGCAGUACUACUCUCAUCGACAGCCGGCCCGCCAGUGACAAUAAGGCAGGCAGCAGCGGCAGCAGCGGCAGCAGCAGUAGCUUCAGUAGCAAUGGCACCGACACGGCACAUGUCGAUUCCGCAGCAGCAGUACCGCUAGAUGCGUCGGAGGAGCUGUCUCGCUUCUUCGGGGCGCUGCGUCAGGUGGCUGGCGGGCUGGGGAGGCGCUGGUGGCGCUCCGAAACAACACCGCCAUGUUUCGCCAUCCCCCGUAUUUGAUCUUGCGCGGUCCCCCUUAGCCCUUACCUCCCCCCCCCCCAUGCUGCCCCACUUGCUCCUCGCUCCUCCGCCGCCUCGCAGCCCAUCACCCUCGCUGCCUUCCAGUCAACGCUCUUGACCCGAGCAGCUGACCGGCAGUCGGACUUGGAAGAUGCAGUGGGGCAGGCAGUGCGGCUGCAGCCCCUAUCCCUGCCGGGCCAAGCCAGCAAUGGAAGCGCCACCUCCUCCGCAGCAGCAACAGCAACAGCAGCGCUGCCUCCACCACUAGCGGCAAACGCAGCACCCACCGCAGGCACCGGUCUGUGCGGCGCCCCCAGCGGCUCAAGUGACUCCCUAACCGGACCUCUGGCGGCAGCAGCAGCAGCGGCGGCGGUAGCGCCCUGGCAUGUGGCCCCCGACGCAGAUGCCUGGCUGGUCCCCACCGGCCGGGUGGGGGAGGCGCAGCUGGCGGGGUUCGUGGCAGACCUGUCGUACGCCGUGGAUGCCGUACCCGGCCUCGAUUGGUAUGGCAUCGACGGAUCUUGGCGGGCCAUGACAGCCCUGUACGACCGCAACCUGCCGGCGGUGCCGCUGGGGGGCGGCGCGCUGCACCUGCUCUACCGCGUUGACGUGCUGGCGGCGGCAGGGGCGCCCGGCCCGCCCGCCACCUGGCCGCAGCUGCUGGCGACGGCUCGCAGCCUGCAUGGCAAGAACAUGACGGUGGAGGGAGCAGCGGCAGCAGAGGGUGGCGAUGAGGCAGGCUGGGGUGUGUGCCUGGACGUGCGGCCUGGUGCGAGCGGGGAGCUAGGGGCAGGGAGGGAGGGAGGGGUGAAGGCAUGUGAGGCAUGAGGAAGUGAUUUGGUUACCAUUCGAAUGGGAUGCUGGGGUUGCGGGAGGCGCUGGAGACGUGUGCGCUGGUGCGGGAGCUGCCGCCGCGGAGGGGAACCCUGGAGGCGCUGAUCAGGACGGUGAGGAGGGCGGCGGCGGGGGCAGGAGCAGCGGUGAUGGUGCCGCCGUUGGCGGCGGGGUCAGCGGCGCCAGGGUAGCCCUGGGCGAGUGGCGGGGAGCAGGCGGGCGGCAGCAGUGCUGGUCGUCUUCAGCAGCAGCAGCAGCCAACAGCCAUGGCGGAGCAGCAGCAGCGGCGCGAACAGCCGCAACAGCCGCCGCUGCGUGUGUUGCAGCACCAGGAGCAGCAGCAGCCGCAGCAGCUGCAGCUGCAGCAUAUUGCAGCGACGGCGCAGCAGCAGGACGUGCAGCUGUUGGGGCCGCCGCGGCGGGUGAUACCGCGUGGAGCAGCGCAGCCGACUGCCGCCAGCAGCCCGCCCCAGCAACCCGCCAGCUCGGGUCGCGGUAGUGCCUCCGCGGGCGCUCCUUCCGCUCCCUCUGCCGGAGCUGGCCGACCAGCCCCGCCAGCAGCCCUGGAGAUCCGGCCGGAGGCAGCUUCCCCUCCGUGGUGGCUCAUGGUCGGUUACUUAAUUUCGGCUCCCUCCUCUGUCCCCCCUCGGACAGGUUUUUCCUUCAGUUCAUUCAUGGGCCCUGUGUCUCUCAGUAGUUGGUCUUCGGCUGUACGUGCUUGGUAUAGGUGGUUUGCGGCCUUUCUAUCGGACCUGGUGUGCCCCCUGGGGUAGGGCGGUCAACGCGCUUUUGGAAUGUACGUCUAACGAUUGGCCAGUGCGGUCUCCUCACUGGUUGGUCUUCCAGCGUAAUCCCCGCUUCCUAUACCUCGCGUUGAUGGCGUUUUGUCGUUAGUUGUCGCAUGUACUGUGCACGCACCUAAGGUCCCAGUCAUUUUGGUGAAUGUCGUGCUACCAAGGUCUAAAGGUCUGGACUAUUUGCUUGCUUGCCACUUGGUUUAUUAUUUAUAUGGCUACUUGUGCUGAGGCCCCCUUUCCGCUAUUGUGAUCUGGUUAGUGACAUCAACGGGUAACUGGGUGCCAGCCAUGCACGUUGCCAUGCAAUGACCAUGUCCUGUGAUGGGGCGUGAUUACAGAGGCGCAGGAAAUGUGCUCGCAGGUAGGGUCCAGGGUCUUGGGGCCAGACUGCGCAUGGAGGGCAAGUGGUAUUUAUUAGCUCAGCGAUCAUGUCCUGGAGGGAAAGGCGGCUGCCGCCGUACAUUACGCAUGGCUCAUGAAGUCAGUGGGCCUGGAAAGGGUCCAUGCAAAGUGCUAUAGCAUGCGCUGAGAUAUAGGGUCAGCCUGCCGUCAGUGUCCUCGCCUUUAUCUUUUCAUGGAUUGGGGCUUAUGCUGCCAAGUUCUGGACGAGUGCCUUCUCUCAUUGUGUUUCAUAGAGGAAAACGUCGAUGCUUGUUUAUGUCUCCGUUAGCCAUCAGGGUAGUGCCGUUGGCGGGUAGGCCCUGCCAUGCGUUAGUCCUUGCUCGACGUAUUCAUAGGCAUCGAGCAAACCAGCCUGUGCCCCGGUGCUCAUGCUAGAUGCAUGUUGGGAUAAACACGGUGCGUGUGGUUAACCACCUGCUUUUCACCCUGCAGCAUUGGAUUAGUAAGCAUUUAACCAGCAGGGCUAAUCCCUAGCUAGUUCCCUAGCUGUCAUAGGUUUUGCUAGGGCUUUUGGUUCCGUAGAUCUUAAGACUCCUGUGCCGUAUUUGAAGCCUUUGGCAAUUAGGGGCGAAUGCUCGAGGCCCUUUAGUGCAGAUAUGUUCAUGGCCGACCCGGCCUUCUCUGCUGUAGGUCCGGCGUUCAAGCAGGGGUGCCCAUUGCGUGCCACACGUUUUAGUAAUACUUUUAGUAAUCACAUUGAUGCGUACGGUAGGUAUCUCUGUGAUGGUGGUAGAGGUGAAUGGGAGCAUGAGAAGGAUGGAAGCCCCACCUUGGACGGUGAGAGCCACACCAACUUGCUACAUACCGUAAUGGUAGACGUUGCGACUUUGUUUGCUAUGUAUCCACGAGCUCUGGGUCCAGAUGCUGAUUGGCAUGAGCUGUAGUAACCCCACGGCCUGCUCUGGCUGGCUUUGCCAGUGCCGUUCUCGCUUUCCCCGCAGCGGGCAUGGACUGGUAAUGUGUUCCAGGCCUGGGUGUUUGGAUCUUGAAGUGAAUUACCAUGGAGUGCGCCCCACGUCUGAACGGGUUAUUUGCAGGCGUUGCAAUAAUAGUAUUUCUGAAAAUGUUGCUGUGGUGGAUAGGUUUUGUGUUUCUGUGGAAGGAAUGCCAGUGCUGAAAUAAGCUGCACAGCGAGUACACGAGAAGUCUGUUGUUCAAUUUCGGCAGUAGGUUCAUGAGGGACGACAUUAGGACAUAGACGUGAGGCUCUGCUGGCUAUCUAAUUACAUGAGCUGUGUAUGGGAAACCCGCUUGUGUAUCAGGAACCACUGUACGUUGUCGCAGAGCUGCAACCAAACGAUGGCCCAGGAGGGGUCCUCACCACAAGACCAAUUACUUUGUCGAUAGUAUCCUUGGCCUCCCUGGCUCGUAUGGAAGUACAGGUGUAUGGACUGUACUUGUAACCGUAUAGUAAUGCGAUGUGUGGCUGUGCCCCUACCUCCGGCUGCUGGAACAACCCACACGCUACUGCCCAU